Racocetra persica is the source of this 209-nucleotide messenger RNA. NCBI's taxonomy places the organism in Eukaryota, Fungi, Glomeromycota, Glomeromycetes, Diversisporales, Gigasporaceae. The record is from the annotation of a GenBank genome assembly.
GAAAAACUUCAACAUGAAACUAAACAGAUGCAGGCCCUUGAUGAGUUAUGGAGUAUAGAAGAACGUUAUAAUAAAUUAAAGAAUCAGCUUCGAAAUCUUCAAAAUAUUAAAAAUAAGUUGGCUAAAUCACAACCUUAUGAAGAUGGGCAAAAGAUUAUCUUAAGCAAAGCACUUUAUCUAGUUACUACCAAAAAAAAUACACAAAAAGA